GUAUUUGGUGGCCAGGAUUUUAUAUUAUCAUCCUCCAUCUUCACGCAAAUUGGCCUCCAUUUCUGCCAGUUGAGCUACAGCCUCCAUUCCAUUCCUUUCUCACACAAAUUUCAUCCACACAAUCAACACCACCAUUUGCAAUAAUAAUAAUAAUAUCCUUCUUCUCUACUCUAGCAUUCCCAAUUCCCCCAAUUUCUUCAACUAUGCACACUUUCUCUCUCUAGGGUUUUUGCCGAUCAACACAGUUAGUAUUUGAAGUUUGAUGCAGGAGUAGUGGCACUGGUUUUGCGGCAAUUGAAGCGAGUACGUUGGGAUUGAUCGGUUUAUCGAAAAGGCAUGAGGCGGUCUAGGCACAACAAUGCAUUACAAGUACAAGAUGACUGGCCUAUCAAAAAGGUCCUCACACUUUCUGACGUUGACAUAACUCACCCCUUUCUCACUCUACCCCGCCAGCCAGUUGAGACUUACAUCCUUGUGCAUCUGACACAGCUUGAACGCGAUCAUUUACUAAACAGAGAGCAAGUAGCCAUCAACGCGCAGGAUGAUGAUACCGGUGACGUUUAUAUAAUGAAGUUAAAAUGGCGCGGGAGUUAUUACAAUCUUAUUGGCAAAUGGGGUAGAAUCGUUCGUAGCAAAGGACUCGAUGUUGGGAAAGAGAUUAAAAUCCGUUGGUUUAAUGGAUGCUUACACUUUUCGGUCCCGCAACAAGUUCUUUCUGUACCACCGUUACAGAUUAUUCCUGCAGCCGUGGUGCAACAUGACCAAUGGCCUAUUAGGAAGGUGUUGACACUAUCUGACGUCGACACUAAUCACCCUUUCCUACCAUUGGCACGAAGAUCGGUUGAAGAUCAUAUUCUCGUUCAUUGGACCCCGCAACAACGAGAGUUGCUGCGAAGUGAAGAACAAGUGAAUUUGAAUGCACGCGAUGUUGAUACAGGGGAAAUAUAUGUGAUGAAACUGCGGUGGCGUGGUAAUUAUUAUAAUUUAAUAGGAAAAUGGGGAAAGAUUAUCCGGAGUAAAGGAUUAGGUGUCGGGAAAGAGAUCAAAAUCCGAUGGGCUAAUGGUUGUCUACACUUUUCUGUCCCCUAUGAGCAGCAAACGGCUAUACCUGCAACAAUCCCUGUGAUACAACAGCAGCAACGACAAGAACAACAACACGAUGAAUGGCCGAUUAAAAAGGUUUUAACGUUGUCUGAUGUGGAUACAAAUCACCCUUUUCUUACUUUACCGGGAAAAUCAAUUGAAGAUCAUAUUCUUUUGUAUUGGGCGUUACAGGCACGAGAGCAAUUACGAAACGAGCUCCAGAUUAACGUUAAUGCCCGAGAUUAUGACACGGGUGAUUCGUUUUUGAUGAAGUUGAAGUGCCGGGGAAGUUACUAUAGUUUAAUUGGAAAAUGGGGACAAAUCAUUAGGGGGAAGGGACUUCAAGUUGGACAAGAGAUUCGGGUUCGUUGGGAUAACGGGUAUUUGGUGUUUUCGGUUCCUCAAUGAUAGGAAUAACGGGUAUUUGGGUAUUUGUUUUGUAAAUUUUGAAAUCUGUCUUUACCAUUUUACAUGAUUGUUUAUUUUGGUAGUGAUUCUAGGUUUAUAUAUUCAUUUUACCUGGGAAUUCUGAUAUAAAGCAUAUUCUUACAUGAUUGUUGACACA
Molecule: messenger RNA, 1648 nt
Organism: Helianthus annuus (common sunflower)
Lineage: Eukaryota; Viridiplantae; Streptophyta; Magnoliopsida; Asterales; Asteraceae
Exons: 3
Coding region: 337-1491 (384 amino acids)
Molecular function (GO): DNA binding
Source: RefSeq, a predicted model, not a curated record